Rhizophagus irregularis DAOM 181602=DAOM 197198 is the source of this 1526-nucleotide messenger RNA. Lineage: Eukaryota; Fungi; Glomeromycota; Glomeromycetes; Glomerales; Glomeraceae. The record is from RefSeq and is a predicted model, not a curated record.
AAAUUGAUAAUAUCUUUCAGGUAAAUCCGCUAAAAAUAUCUGAUUAUGAACAGGAUGAUAUUGAGGAUCUACGUAAAAAUGGACGUGUAUCUAAAUGGUAUAACAUAAAAAAUAAAAGUGAAGAAUUCGCUUUUAAAACUAUUUCUGAGCAAGAGGACCAGAAGCUUGUACAAAAUCAAGUUACAAUUCUUAAAGAACUUCAUGAUUGUCAAAACAUCAUAAAAUUUUAUGGACUUACUUGUGAGGGAAAUAAAUGGUAUUUGGUGACUGAAUGGGCAGAAUAUGGUAAUUUACGUGAAUAUUAUACAAACAAUAAAGAUCAAUUCGAUCUUAGAUUAAAAUUACGUAUGUCCCUUGAUAUUGCUCGCGGAUUAAAUUUUUUAAGAGCUGUUGAGAUUGUUCAUCGUGAUAUUAGGGCUGAGAAUAUAUUAAUUACAAUCAAUGAGACAGCAAAACUUGCAAAUUUUAAAUUAAGUCGCUAUCUAACUGCAGCUACAUUAAAUCAAGGCCAAAAUUUAGAACGAGUUCGUUAUUGUGCACCUGAAUUGUUAGAUAGGGCUCCAAAUUACAAAUAUGAUCAUAAAUGUGAGGUUUAUAGUUUUGGAAUCUUACUUUGGGAAAUUGCUGAAGGAAAAAUUCCAUAUGAAGGUAGUAAUGAUAUUGUGGAUAUAACUGAUAAGGUGCGUAAUAAAAUGUAUAGAGAACCAUUUUCCGAAAAUAAUCAAAUACCAGGGGAAUUUAAAAAACUAGAGAUUGAAGCCGUUCGUCAUGACCCAACUUUUAGGCCAAAAAUUACAAAAAUGUUUGAAGUUCUUAGAAAUUGUGUCAAGAAAUAUUCACAAGAUCCAUCAGGUUUUUGUAAUUUAACCCUAAACAGAAAACCCUCCACUCCAAAACGUGCAUUCAGCAUUGAUCAGGAUGCAUAUGCACUUCCUAUUAAUUUACCAGAUUUUGAAUCAUUUAAAUACAUGACACUUGCUGAUGCAGCGAAACAACAUAAGAUAUAUAAAAAUGGCAAGCCUAGUGGAGAUGUAAAAACUGCAUAUAAAUGUUUUGAAGCUUAUACGAAUAAUCCAAAUACAACAAAACGUAAUCGAGUCACAGCAAAAUAUUACAAAGCAGUUUACAUUUCAAGAGGAUUUGUUGAGAGCCCUCCAAAUAAAGAUAAAAUUGUUGCUGAAUUAUUUAAAGAAGUUGCUGAUGAUGAAGAAAAUGAAUACCCUGAAGCAAGAGUAAGAUAUGGAGAUUGUUUGUUUAAUGGUAAAGGUGUUGAUAAGAAUGAAUCAGAAGCUCUUAAAUAUUUUGAAAAAGCUGCUGAAGAUGGUGUUGUAGUAGCAAUGUACAACGUUGGAAAUAUGUAUUAUAAUGGUGUUGGAUGUAAAAAAGAUAUAGAAAAAGCCAAGAAUUAUAUAGAAUUAGCUGUUUAUAAUGGUUAUGAAGCUGCUAUUAAAUUUCGUAAUGAAUAUAAGUUCUGAAAUUUUUUUUAUUAUUAUUAAUAUUAUUAAUUAAAUUAUUAUUAAGUUGUU